GCAGAGACGCGUUAUUUUCGGGUAGCCUGGUCGCACUUCGCCUCCCGCGUGUCGGGAGAGUCUGGAGUGUGUGCAUCGCGGGCCCCAUGGAGAGGCACUGGCUGUGGCUGCAGCGGAGGCUGGAGCCCGGAUCACCGCUGCAGCCCUUGGUAACCCGACUCCUGGGGCGCGGGGAUUGAAGAGGCCGCGCGAGCGCGGCGAGCUGUGAACAAAAGCCCUCGGCGCGGGCAGGAGCCCCGGGCGUGCGAGACGCCACAUAGAGACAGCCAUGGUGGACCCCGUGCCUGCAGAGAAGGCGAGCACCGAGCCCCGCGCCUCAGGAGGAGGUGAAGCCGCCGCCGCGGGGCCCCCAGAUGCCCAGGACGCGCGGCAGCCCGCGGCUGGCACGGCCUCGACCUCGGUGCCCUGCAAAGCGGAGAUGGCGUGCUUGGCCGAAGGCGGGCGGCGAGAGCAGUCCCCGCUGCUGCACCUCGACCUCUUCAACUUCGACUGCCCCGAGGCCGAGGGCAGCCGCUACGUGCUGACCAGUCCCCGCUCGCUGGAGGCCUGUGCCCGGUGCGCCGUGAAGCCGGUGGAGCUGCUCCCGCGGGCCCUGGCCGACCUGGUGCGCGAAGCCCCCGGCCGCUCCAUGCGGGUGGCCACGGGCCUGUACGAGGCGUACGAGGCGGAGCGACGCACCAAGCUGCAGCAGUGCCGGGCCGAGCGGGAGCGCAUCGUGCGCGAGGAGAAGCGGCGCCUCUUCACGCCGCUGGGCGCCGCCGCCCCCGCCCCGGGCGCAGCCAGCAGUGGCAGCUGCAGCAGCGCCAGCCUGCCGGCCUCGCCCGCGCCGCGCGCGGCCCGAAAAGCUUCCCCCAGCCUCUCCCCGGCCCGGACCCAGCCUCCGCCCGCGGGCUCGAGGGCCGGCAAGAAGAGCCACUCGCUGGACUCGCUGUCUCGCCGACGCGACGGCGCCCUCAGCUCCGAAUCCGCCGCGUCGUCGUCGUCGUUCAGUGGCGAGAGCCUGCGGGACGUGCGCUGGCCCACGCGGGCCUCGGCCAGGCACAGCUACCCAGCCGGCACGGCGUCCUCCGCCCCCAACCCUUCGGGCUGCCCCUCCGCCCUGCCCUUGGUUCCGAUCACGGGCCGCAGCUUCAGCCUGGGCGACCUGAGCCACUCGCCGCAGACUGCCCAGCACGUGGAGCGCAUCGUGCGGCAGGUGCGCGCCGAGCGGGGCCUGCGUGGGGUGCCCGAGCGCGACCGGAAGAUCGCAGCGCUCAUGCUGGCGCGGCACCAAGAGGAGCGCCUGCUGCGGGAGCAGCGCGCCGUGGCCCACGGGCAGUGGGAGCAGCAGCGCGUGCACGCCAAGCAGCGGCGGAAAAAAGAAAAGAAAAAAAAAACUUAA
Messenger RNA from Echinops telfairi (small Madagascar hedgehog), 1381 nucleotides. It is a transcript of the gene CCDC177, whose product is annotated as coiled-coil domain containing 177. The coding region runs from base 269 to 1381 and encodes 370 amino acids. The record is from RefSeq and is a predicted model, not a curated record. The transcript has 3 exons. Lineage: Eukaryota; Metazoa; Chordata; Mammalia; Afrosoricida; Tenrecidae.